Messenger RNA from Purpureocillium takamizusanense, 327 nucleotides. RefSeq lists its product as uncharacterized. Gene Ontology annotation, molecular function: single-stranded DNA binding; damaged DNA binding. NCBI's taxonomy places the organism in Eukaryota, Fungi, Ascomycota, Sordariomycetes, Hypocreales, Ophiocordycipitaceae. Bases 1 to 327 code for a protein of 108 amino acids. The record is from RefSeq and is a predicted model, not a curated record. Gene Ontology annotation, cellular component: site of double-strand break; DNA replication factor A complex; nucleus. Gene Ontology annotation, biological process: double-strand break repair via homologous recombination; mismatch repair; nucleotide-excision repair. The transcript is spliced from 3 exons.
AUGGCUGAACAACUCGCGUCCCCUCGCAUCACCGCCGCCUACCUCGACAGCUUCACAGGCCGCCUCGUGACCAUUGUUGGCAAGGUGACGCAGCUGCGUGGCGACCAGGCCACCAUUGAUGCCGAUGGAAUCGUCACGAUUGCCUUGAACAGGGACGCGCAUCUCGUCAACGGCAAUGCCGUCCAGGUCAUCGGCAAAGUUCAGCCCGACCUUUCUGUCAAGGUCCUGAGCUCGCGAGACCUCGGCCCAGGAGUCGACUUUGGUCUAUGCUCAGCCGUCGUCGAAGCGACGCAUCGACACAAGGACAUCUUUGGCGCCGACGCAUAG